AGCUACAUUGUAACCCACAGAAGGUCUAUCAAACAUCGCGAAUACAUUCUAGAUUAAAGAAAGCUAGCAUACUAAUCAGUUGUACGACUUUGAACUCAUAAUAUUGAGGAAUUUUCUUUCGUUCAAGUGGUUUACUACUGAUUUCAACCACUUCUUAAACAGGACAAAAAAAUGGCAUCUGUAGAUUUUCUAAGCAAAGCAAUAUCGCUCGUGAAAUUAGCCAUUGAUAAUGAUAAUAAGGAACAAUACACAGAGGCGUAUAAGUAUUAUCAAAACGCUCUCGACUACUUUAUGAUGGCUUUGAAGUAUGAAAAUAACGAAAACUCAAAAACCUUAAUUCGAAAUAAAGUGGUAGAGUACCUGGAUCGUGCUGAGCAAAUCAAAGCCUUUCUUCAAAAACAAAGUGUACAAGCACCUGUAUCGAAUGGAAAUUCUUUAAGCCAGGACGCUCCUAAACCAGGCUCUGGUGCAGCAAAUGGACUUUCUGACACUGCAGAUGCAGAAGUUAAGAAGCUUCGAGGUGCUUUAUCAAGUGCAAUUCUUUCGGAAAAACCUAAUGUAAAAUGGGACGACGUAGCAGGCUUGGAAAAUGCUAAAGAGGCAUUAAAAGAAACCGUACUUUUACCUAUAAAGCUUCCAAAGCUGUUUUCUCAUGGUCGGAAACCAUGGUCUGGCAUUUUGUUGUAUGGGCCACCGGGUACCGGAAAGUCAUUUCUUGCAAAGGCAGUUGCAACAGAAGCCGGUUCGACUUUCUUCUCCAUUAGCUCAUCUGACUUGGUGAGUAAAUGGCAAGGCGAAAGUGAAAGACUUGUGAGGCAAUUGUUUGAGAUGGCUAGAGAAAAUAAACCCUCUAUUAUUUUUAUUGAUGAAAUUGACUCGCUUUGUGGACAACGAAGUGAUAGUGAAAGUGAAUCCUCACGCCGUAUCAAAACCGAGUUCUUGGUUCAAAUGAAUGGAGUUGGACGGAAUGAAUCCGGUGUUUUAAUAUUAGGUGCGACAAAUAUUCCUUGGGCAUUAGACUCUGCCAUUCGUCGUCGUUUCGAGAAACGCAUUUACAUUCCCCUUCCCGAUUUACACGCACGCGCAAAGAUAUUCAAACUUAAUGUUGGAAAUAUUCCUUCAGAGCUUACGAAUGAAGACUAUAAAGAGCUUGCAAAACUUACAGAAGGCUACUCUGGUUCAGACAUCGCAACAGUGGUACGUGAUGCUAUUAUGGAACCCGUUCGCCGCAUUCACACAGCAACACAUUUUAAGACUGUUUAUGAUCCAACGACGAAAAGUGAUAUGAUUACACCUUGUUCGCCAGGUGAUCCAGAUGCAUAUGAGGCUACAUGGAUGGAUAUUGACUCAGAACGUUUGCUUGAGCCAAAGCUUACUGUUCGUGACUUUUACAGUGCAGUCCGCAAGGUAAAGCCGACACUUAAUCAAUCAGAUAUUGAACGACACAUCAUGUUUACCAAGGAAUUUGGCGCUGAAGGAUAAACGAGGAAAAACAGCGAUAUCCGUCCAAGUCGACAAACUGCAGAAUUUGUCUCUCGUGUCACUACUCGGUCGAAUUUCCCCUCCAUGAUGAAGUAUCUUAAGUCUCAUUUAUUCACUAAUACUCAAUACAUCGUACUUUCAACGAGAAGCAAUAAACUAGUACACACGACAUAAUUAGACUCAUUGAACCUCAAAGAAAAGCCCCAGACAGCGAUAACCUUCUGUAGUAAACACGGACCGUUCAUUUAUGUUCACUCUGUCAAAUAAAUACUUGAAAGAUGAACAUAAAACAAUGCAUCCUGAUCAUUAAUAAACCAACUGGUAUUAUGAAAAGCAUCGCCUUGCACACAGCCUCCCUCGUACUCAGCAUCAACGAGGAACAAAAUUACUGUAACAAAAGCAUGAUUCUUGACCCUAACAUUUACAUCAUAUAAAUUUCACAGUUUUGUUCAUAACAAUCAAUCAAUCAAUCACCCAAACCGAGGGUGUCACUACCAAUCCAAAUAACUUGUGGGAAGGAACAGAGAAGAAAAUUAAGCAGGCUAAUCAUAACUGUUUAGUCUCAAUUUUGAAAAAAUAAUAAGCCUCUGAAGUUAAUGCCAAAGAAACAACCUUGUAAAAUCGACACAAAACGCC
This is a messenger RNA of Schizosaccharomyces japonicus yFS275, 2118 nucleotides long. Its product is annotated as AAA family ATPase Vps4. The record is from RefSeq and is a predicted model, not a curated record. Gene Ontology annotation, cellular component: endosome membrane. Gene Ontology annotation, biological process: protein transport to vacuole involved in ubiquitin-dependent protein catabolic process via the multivesicular body sorting pathway; mitotic nuclear membrane reassembly; late endosome to vacuole transport. Lineage: Eukaryota; Fungi; Ascomycota; Schizosaccharomycetes; Schizosaccharomycetales; Schizosaccharomycetaceae. The coding region runs from base 172 to 1482 and encodes 436 amino acids. Gene Ontology annotation, molecular function: ATP binding; ATP hydrolysis activity. The transcript is spliced from 4 exons.